This is a messenger RNA of Capsicum annuum, 1396 nucleotides long. RefSeq names its product 2-oxoglutarate-dependent dioxygenase DAO. Gene Ontology annotation, molecular function: dioxygenase activity; indole-3-acetaldehyde oxidase activity. Gene Ontology annotation, biological process: auxin catabolic process. NCBI's taxonomy places the organism in Eukaryota, Viridiplantae, Streptophyta, Magnoliopsida, Solanales, Solanaceae. The transcript is spliced from 3 exons. The record is from RefSeq and is a predicted model, not a curated record. The coding region runs from base 88 to 981 and encodes 297 amino acids.
UAUGUGUAUAUAUAGCAAGAGAAUCAACCAAGUAAUACACAAACAAGAACUCAUAAGUCUCAAAAUUUGAUAAAACAAAAGACAACAAUGGCUAAGAGCUUGCCAAUAAUAGACAUGCAAGAUAACGCAAGUGCAAUUGAAAUAGUGAAAUCACUUGAACAAUGGGGUUGUUUCAGGCUUGUUAAUCAUGGAGUUUCCCAGUCACUCUUGUCGGAAAUAAUGGAGGUUGGCCGGUCGUUGAUGGAACUUCCGGUGGAAAUAAAGGAGCUAAAUGUUCACAAAGACAAAAGCUUUGGUUAUAUUCCUGUUAAUGUAACAAGUCCUAUGUUUGAGUGUGUAGGAGUUUAUGAUGCUACUUUGUCUAAGGAUGUUGAUCACUUUUCAUCUCAAUUCAAUCUAUCUCCUCAUCAAAGGGAAGUAAUGGUGAAGUAUUCAGAAGCAAUAUAUGAUUUAGCAAAGAAACUUGGGAUUAAGCUCAUGGAAGGUCUUGGUUUAGAAAGUGGAGAUUUAUUUAAUGAUUGGCCUUGCUUAAUUAAGUUCAAUAAAUACCAUAAUAAUCCUAAAGUAAUUGGAUUAUCAGGUGCUAUAACACAUUCUGAUAAAGGAUUUUUCACAGUUUUAUUGGAUGAUGAAUUUGUUAAUGGACUUGAAAUGCUUGAUGAACAAACUGGAGAAUUUAUUCCUGCUAAUCCAAUUCCAGGUUCAUUUCUUGUUAAUGCUGGAGAUAUUGCUAAGGCAUGGAGCAAUGGAAGAAUUUGCAAUGUGAAGCAUAGAGUACAAUGCAAUGAGCCAAGAGUACGAUACUCUAUUGCAUACUUUGUGCUAGGACCAAGAAAUGGAAAAGUGGAAACACCUUCCCAAUUAGUGGAUUCUCAACGUCCUCCUCUCUAUGUCCCUUUUCACUUUGAAGAAUAUUGUGCCCUGAGAACUUCUACCAAUACCAUUAAUGGUGAAGUUCUUGACCUGUUCUGCAAAAAGUAGAUUUAUUUGUGCAGGGCAAAUUUAUGAUAGAAAGAAAGAUGCGGGAGAGAGCGUGAGAUAACAAGACGAGCAAUAUCAGUUGAAUAAUUGUUGGGCUUUUUAGCAAUGACAGUUGACUUAUACAUCUUUUAUUGUAGUGACAUAUGAAUUAUUAUAGUAUUUAUUUAACCCUCCUAUAUCACGACUAUGUAAAGAAGAAAAUUAUAUUUAUGUGUGCUAUGUAAUGUAACUACCAAGACCAUUAAUGGCGAAGUUCUCGACUUGUUUUACAAAAAGUAGGUUUAUCUGUGCGAGGCGAAUUUAUGAUAGAAAGAAAGAUGCAGGAGAGAGUGUGAGAUAACAGGACGAGCAAUAUCAGUUGAACAAUUGUUGGACUUUUCAGUAAUGAUAGUUGACUUAUACAUCUUUUGUUUAA